Messenger RNA from Danio rerio (zebrafish), 2338 nucleotides. The record is from RefSeq and is a predicted model, not a curated record. NCBI's taxonomy places the organism in Eukaryota, Metazoa, Chordata, Actinopteri, Cypriniformes, Danionidae.
CUGCGCAAGGGAUUGUGGGAUCGGCGCGUAUGUUUCCAUCAUGGCGGCGUCAAUUUCGGGAUAUACUUUUAGUUCUGUGUGUUAUCACAGCGCCAACAGCAAUUCUGACCAUGAGGGCUUCCUGCUGGGAGAAGUGAGGCAAGAGGAGACUUUAAACAUCAGUGACUCGCACAUCGGUAGCUCAGAAUUCCUCAGUGUAAUAGAGGUCCAUAAUCAUGAACCUUGUGCACAACUGUUUAGCUUUUAUGACUAUGCAGGUAACAUCAAUGAAGAAAAUCUCGAUAGAAUCCUCAAGGACAGAAGAAAAAAUGUUAUCGGCUGGUACCGGUUUAGAAGGAACACCCAACAGCAGAUGUCCUUCAGGGAGCAGGUGAUCCAUAAGCAGCUGACCAAUAUCCUCGGCAUCCCAGAUCUAGUCUUCCUCCUCUUCAGCUUCAUCUCCACAGCCAAUAGUUCCACACAUGCUUUGGAGUAUGUGCUCUUUAGGCCCAACAGAAACAGAUAUAAUCAACGGAUAUCUCUAAGCAUCCCAAACCUGGGCAACACCAGUCAGCAGGAAUAUAAAGUGUCAUCUGUGCCGAACACCUCCAAGAACUACGCCAGUGUUAUUAAAGAGCAUGGAACUGAGUUCUUUGAUAAGGAUGGAGUGAUGAAGGACAUCCGGGCUAUAUUUCAGGUGUAUAGUGCCCUUCAAGAAAGAGUGCAGGCAGUGUGUGGUGAAGUUGAUCAAAGUGAAAGAGUGAGGGAGAAAAUCCAAGAAGAAGUGAACAAACUCAAAGAGGAAAUUGCUCUUAGGAAACGUAACAGCGCUGAAGAAGAAAGAAGGAUCCAAGAGGCAGCUGCUGAGACGCAUCCCGAUAGCUCUACCCUUCCCGAAUCCUCACACUCGUCUCUGACUGGAGUCGUGCUCUCAGGUCCCACAGCGGAGCCCAGUUUAGAGAGACCUGUGAACUCGUCAUCUCCACCCAUCUACAGCACCGCACUGCCUCCAGAUUCACCAAGCGCUAUCCUGCUGCCACGGCCACAAGCCGUAGGGUCACCCGGCCACCCUUCCCCCAGUCUGGGUUUGGGCAACGGAGACGGCUCAAGCUCGGAUUCCCUAAACCGCCAGGCCACCGGCCAGGAAGACCACGAGGAAGACGACGAUGACGACGAAGAUGAGGACAGUAGCGAGUAUGAAAAUUUAGUUAGCGAGCAAUUGCAACCGACUUCUUUACCAGAUGCUGUUGCAUUAGGAAGACCGGCUACCCUGUGGCCUGACGGAGAUGCCCACAGCCCACCGGGCUCCUAGUGAUCGAACAAACCAAUGAGGAUACUGACGAACAGACAGAACUAGGUGUGAUGAUCAUAAGGCUGAACACAAACAAGCACUUGCCUUUUGUGAGUUAUGACAAUGUUGUCCUGUUGUACACAUUUUACAGCUCUGUGCAGGCGAUGUCAUCGCGUUGGGACGGACUCUGAAUUGGCGAUGCAGUGAUAUCCCCAAUCAUGUAGACCGAUGGACCCCGCUUUCUCCUUUUCAUGCUCUCCUCCCUGGCUUCGUUGGGGUGGAGAGGUGCAUCCUGCUUUUUUCGGCAUCUGCUACUCACUGGAGUCAUUCGGUUCUCGCACCAUUUACCUCUUGCACUGUUUUGCCUUCUUUUGAUCUGCAUUUGAAUAGAAAAGCAAAGGGAAUGAUGUCUUUUUAUUUUGCGGCCUUCAAACACUUCUCUGUGUGAGCUUACUCCAUUGUCUGGCUUCAUAUAUCUGAAUGGACAAGAACCUUUUUUGCGAUUAUAAUAAGUGCUUGGGACUGCACAUGGCUGACACUUGAAGAGUUCUUGUUCUAGAAAAUGUAUUUUAUUUUUGGUUUUAUCAGUUUGAUUUGAGUAAUAUAAUGGCCUAUUCAUAAAACAAUUGGGUCAUUUAAUUGGUCAAUGAUUAUAUAAGUUACUUUAAUAAGGGGUGCUUGUAUUUUUUUAUGACGUACUGUAGAUCACUACUUUCAAUGGCUUAAAUCAACCACGUUUGUUUUAUUUUGCUCUUUUUGAUUGAACCGAUGAUUCUAAUAUUUUCUGCUGCACUUCAGACUUCACCAUUGAGCUUUAACUGAAUUUACAGAUUUUGUGGUUUGGAUCAUAAACUGUAAAUGUCAAGGGUCACGAUGCAGCAUCAUUGAUCUCAGGAUUCUUUUACAGUACCGGGACUGUUGCUUUCUUUUAUCAUCUUGUCCACUUGCCUCUCAGUUCAUUAGUUGAGGAGACGUGACAGGAGUCUCUUUACUCAAAGCAAUGCAGCGGUGGAUCAGUUUAGCGCACCAUGAUAAUGUGAAAUAAAGAUUUCAGCCAUUUGCAGCAGA